AUGACUCGUAAAUGGCCAAUGGAGAUGAGGUGUCCCAGAACUCGAAGAGCACCACUCACUUGCACACAAACCAAGACCGCCGCAUCCAGCCGUCGUCAGCUCCGAUUUCAGGGAUGGAGCGUCUUCACCGGCGUUUCUUCUCCUUCUGAGAUCGGAGCUCCUCCUCCUUUUUCCCGGGCUCCACUUUGGCGUCUGAUGGCUUUGUCACUUUCUCCGUCGGUGGCUCCACCGCUGACGAGAUCUGCUCGAACUUUUUCGCUUCUCUGCUGCUCUGUCGCUUUGGUAGUCGGAUCGAUGGGAUCUCCUGAGCUCUUGAGGACGGAGCUCGUGUUUCUCCUCGUCGUUCUACCGAGGCAGCCAGUCCGUGCGCUGAGAUCUUCUCACCUCCGAGUGAGUCUCUUUACGGCUCCGCCGAAUCCUCCACCGGAACCUCCGGAUCCGUCUAUUUCACGGUCAUGCCUUUGUCCUCUGGUGGGUCGACCAUUGUUCUACUCUCGCUCCAUCUCGUUUUCUCCACCUUCAGCUAGGCUGGUCAGUUCUCAACCGCCGGAUCUAUUCUUCGCGUCUCCAUACGUGUAUCUUCUGGUCACUUUGCCUUUCCUCCAUCCUCACGGCUAUUAUCCCUCCACAGUCUCCCUGCUGAGUCUUUUCUCUCUGGUCGAUCUAGAUCUACGCUCCGUUGGAGUCAAAUUGCAGAAGCUCACUCUCCCCAAUUCCUUAACCAUCGUCAUCCAAUCAUCCUCCACCAGUCUAAGCUUCGCCCAAUCGAAGUUUCACGUCCUAUUCCUCGCCGGUGAAGGGACAUCGGGAUCUUGGAUUCCCGAUUUCGUCAGUUUGCUUAUAUUAGUCCGGCGUUGUAUAAUCUUGGACUUGGUCCGUGUUCUGCCCAUAGCUAGCUCUGUUUUGAAGAAUUCCCUACCAAAAAAGCUCUGCUAUUUGGAAACUUAUGUCUCUCUUCGGGAACGAGUUUCCUCCUCACCGUCCUUCAUGAGAGGUAUGCGAUUUACAUUUGCAUUGAUCCUCUAUAUGAAAGGUGAACUGUUCUCGGUUUUGAAACCGAAAAUCUUCUCCUCCUUUAUGGAGGGAGUAUCGUUAAGCUUUGCAUCGAUGGCUAUGUCUAUGGCUAAAGUCGAGCAAGCAGUUUAUGAUCAUAUUGUUGUGGUCUUGGGUCUAAAGAAAGCUGAUGUCAAGUCUACCUCUUUUGGUGGUGUGCCCUUAGCUUCAGGCAACGAAUUUAGUACCAGAAUCUUGUGUUCAGGAAAUUCUGCCUCCCUUUCUAUCUCAAAGGAAGAAUCAAUCCAUUGUGGUUAUUCUGAAUUUAUCUUGUUGUUUUCUUUCUCCUACUUUAGCUUGGUGGUGUCUUAUUGUAACUCUAGAUUCAACUCUUAUGUUGGAUCUCUUCCUCCCUCCUUGGAGAGGUGAAUCCUCAAGAGCGAGGCCGCUAAAUGCCUUGCGCUUGGAUGCAUUAAUCCUGUGUUCUCCGAGGAGUGCGGGUCCGCACCAUUCUUAGGUUCAGAUAAAGAUUGCUGUAACUGUUGCGUAGCCAAAUACGGGGUUCUUUCUGUCUGCAAAGGAGUUGUUGAAGGAAGCGACAACCAUUGCCAUUGCUACAAAGAAAAUGUUUGA
Messenger RNA from Microthlaspi erraticum, 1626 nucleotides. Lineage: Eukaryota; Viridiplantae; Streptophyta; Magnoliopsida; Brassicales; Brassicaceae. The record is from the annotation of a GenBank genome assembly.